Daucus carota subsp. sativus is the source of this 2477-nucleotide messenger RNA. RefSeq names its product homeobox-leucine zipper protein GLABRA 2. The transcript is spliced from 11 exons. Gene Ontology annotation, biological process: regulation of DNA-templated transcription. Lineage: Eukaryota; Viridiplantae; Streptophyta; Magnoliopsida; Apiales; Apiaceae. The coding region runs from base 148 to 2394 and encodes 748 amino acids. Gene Ontology annotation, molecular function: DNA binding; DNA-binding transcription factor activity, RNA polymerase II-specific; lipid binding. The record is from RefSeq and is a predicted model, not a curated record.
AAGAUCAUAACAUAUAACAUAUAUAGAGUAGUACAUAAUUCGAUGCUGCUGAUGAUGAAGAUGAUGAGUCUACUCGGAGCAGAAGAUCAUAAGGCUAAUUCGUGACUACCAUGGGAGUACUGAGACUACUAGUUCUUGGCAUGCAUCAUGUCGUCUAACCCUCCGAAUCCGAAUUCCACCAAAGAUUUCUUCGCUUCUCCAGCUCUCUCUCUUUCUCUCGCUGGAAUUUUUCGACAUGGGACGGGGACAGGAGCGAACGCGGACGUGGAGGAGGGAGAUGAGGGAAGCGGCGGGGGAGGCGCGAGAGCAGCAGGCAGCAAAGACACCGUGGAGAUCAGCAGCGAGACCUCCGGUCCUGCGAGAUCUCCUUCUGACGAGGACUCUGACGGAGCUGGAGACGACGAGGAUUUUAACAAAAACAAGAAGAAGAAAAGGAAGAAAUAUCACAGACACACCGCGGAACAAAUUAGGGAAAUGGAAGCGCUAUUUAAAGAAUCACCCCAUCCAGAUGAGAAGCAACGGCAAGAAUUGAGCAAACAAUUAGGACUGCAUCCGAGGCAAGUUAAAUUUUGGUUUCAGAAUCGUCGAACACAGAUUAAGGCAAUUCAAGAACGCCAUGAGAACUCGUUGUUGAAGACAGAAAUGGACAAGCUUCGCGAUGAAAACAAGGCGUUAAGAGAGGCCACAAACAAGACCUCGUGUCCUAGCUGUGGUACUGCCACCUCUAGCAAAGAUGCUGGUGUAACUUCUGAGGAACAGCAAUUAAGGAUUGAAAAUGCCAGACUAAAAUCCGAGAAUGAAAAACUCCGGGCUUAUAUGGGAAAGUACCCGUCAGGAACAUCACCAACUACCUCAUCCUGCUCAGCUGAGACUGAUCAAACCGGGAAAAGAUGUUCUCUAGAUUUUUACAGUGGCAGUUUUGGGCUAGAAAAAUCACGAAUUGUAGAGAUUGUUUAUCAAGCUGCAGAAGAGCUCAGGAAGAUGGCUACAGUAGGUGAACCACUAUGGAUAAGAAGCUUGGAGACUGGCCGGGAGAUACUUAAUUACGAUGAAUACAUCAAGGACUUCUCUGUCGGAGAGCAGACAAACAGAUCAUCUGUCGAAGCUUCAAGAGAAUCUGGAGUUGUGUUUAUGGAUCUUACUACAUUAGUUCAAAGUCUAAUGGACGUGAAUCAGUGGCAGGAAUUGUUUCCUUGCAUGAUCUCGAAGGCAGCUACUAUAGAUGUUAUCAGCAGUGGAGAUAGUGCUAGUAAAGACGGAGCGAUUCAACUGAUGUUUGCAGAGAUGCAGAUGCUUACUCCGAUGGUGGCUACGAGAGAAGUUUACUUUGUUCGACAUUGCAAACAGCUGAGUACUGAUCAAUGGGCGAUUGUUGAUGUCUCGGUAGACAAUGUUGAGAAGAAUAUUGAUGAAUCAUUGCUGAAAUGUAGAAAGCGUCCUUCGGGCUGUAUCAUCGAGGACAAGUCGAAUGGCCACUGUAAGGUGAUCUGGGUAGAACAUCUGGAAUGCCAGAAGAGUCUGAUACACACAUUGUAUCGAACAAUUGUUCAAAGCGGAAUGGCCUUCGGUGCAAGACACUGGAUUAAAACACUGCAGCUGCAAUGCGAGCGCUUAGUCUUCUUCAUGGCCACAAAUGUGCCCACAAAAGACUCCAGCGGUGUCGCCACAUUGGCCGGGAGAAAAAGCAUCUUGAACCUGGCUCAGAGAAUGACAAAGAGUUUUUAUCGCGCUCUGGGAGCAUCAAGCAGGAAUACAUGGAACAAAGCGCCUAGUAAAUCAGGAGACGACAUACGAAUAUCGUCCAGGAAAAACUUGAAUGACCCCGGAGAACCCCUCGGAGUCAUACUAUGUGCAGUUACGUCUGUCUGGCUGCCGGUCUCUCAUCUUGUUCUGUUUGAUUUCUUGAGGGAUGAAACACGAAGAAACGAGUGGGACAUUAUGUCAAACGGAGGUCCGGUUCAGACCAUAGUGAACUUGGCUAAAGGGCAAGAUCGAGGCAACGCAGUAACCAUCCAAGAAAUAAAGCCGAAGGAAAACAGCGUCUGGAUACUCCAGGACAGCUGCACAAACGUGUACGAAUCCACAAUAGUCUACGCACCUGUGGACAUCAGCGGAAUGCAAUCAGUGAUAACAGGCUGUGACUCGAGCAAUGUAUCCAUAAUGCCAUCAGGCUUCGCUAUCCUUCCAGAAGGUAUUGAGUCGAGGCCCCUGGUAAUAUCUUCCAGGGCGGACGACAAGAGCACAGGAGGGUCAUUACUUACCAUUGCUUUUCAAGUACUGAUAAGUGAAUCUCCAACAGCUAAACUUAGUAUGGAAUCUGUAGAGUCUGUUAACAAACUUAUAUCAUGUACAUUGCAUAACAUUAAGACAGGGUUGCAGUGUGAAGAUGGGUGAUUCAUCGCUCGCUUUCUCAUAUUAGUAGAGGCAGCGGCGCUAGUUACUAGUAAAUUUUAUUGUGCCCAGAUUUUUUCUCUGUA